AUGUCUCAUUCUACAAGCAGCUCUAGCUCAAGUUCCAGCUCGACAAGCGAAGACGAAGUCCAUGUUGAAAUCGAUGAGCAAGCUUAUGAUCCGGGUGAAGAACUUAUGUUAUUGGUUCUUCAACAACACCAACAACUUAUGGAAGCAUAUCAGAGGAGGGACAUGCGCAGAAGAAGGUUCGUCCAAAGAAAUCGUGAAGCCGGGCAUGAGAGACUUGUCAAUGAUUAUUUCUCUAUAACCCCGGUAUAUCACGAUGAAAUAUUUCGAAGACGAUUUCGAAUGCGAAGAGAGUUAUUCCUCCGCAUAGUAAAUGCAUUAGAGAAUCAUUCAGCAUUUUUUCAACAAAGGGACGAUGCUGUACGAAGAAAAGGGUUGUCACCACUACAAAAAUGCACCGCUGCGAUUCGUCAACUGGCUUACGGAGUCCCUGCCGAUCAUCUUGACGAGUACCUACGUAUGGGUGAAUCAACUGCCAUCAGGUGCCUUUUCAAGUUCUGCGAAUACGUUGUUGAAAUAUUUGGUGAUAGGUACUUGAGAAGGCCAAAUGCUGAUGAUGUUCAACGUCUUCUUCAAAUGCAUGAUGAGAGACAUGGCUUUCCUGGCAUGUUAGGUAGCCUUGAUUGUAUGCACUGGAAAUGGAAAAAUUGUCCAGUUGCUUGGAAAGGUCAAUUUACAAGGGGGCAUGAGUCACCAACAAUCGUACUUGAAGCGGUCACGUCUCAUGACUUGUGGAUAUGGCAUGUAUUUUUUGGGGUCGCCGGUUCACGUAACGAUAUUAACGUGUUAUAUGAAUCUCCCAUAUUCAACAACGUCUUGCAAGGAAAUAUACCAGAGAUUAAUUUCACGGUGAACGAUACUACAUAUACGAAGGACUAUUAUUUAACAGAGGGAAUAUAUCGCGAGUGA
Zingiber officinale is the source of this 906-nucleotide messenger RNA. RefSeq lists its product as uncharacterized. The transcript has a single exon. Bases 1 to 906 code for a protein of 301 amino acids. The record is from RefSeq and is a predicted model, not a curated record. Lineage: Eukaryota; Viridiplantae; Streptophyta; Magnoliopsida; Zingiberales; Zingiberaceae.